This is a messenger RNA of Macrosteles quadrilineatus (aster leafhopper), 3174 nucleotides long. Its product is annotated as RING finger protein 10. The coding region runs from base 296 to 2590 and encodes 764 amino acids. The transcript is spliced from 15 exons. Gene Ontology annotation, molecular function: transcription cis-regulatory region binding. NCBI's taxonomy places the organism in Eukaryota, Metazoa, Arthropoda, Insecta, Hemiptera, Cicadellidae. The record is from RefSeq and is a predicted model, not a curated record. Gene Ontology annotation, biological process: positive regulation of transcription by RNA polymerase II.
GGCAGUGGAGUGGAGACGCCAUUUUAUAUUCCCAGGCGUCGCCUUCAACGCGACGACAGUGUUUUCGUCUUUUCGUAUUAUCGUCGUUUUCAACGACAAGAGAGGGCACACGCUCUCCUAAAUUUUCCGUGCAACAAAUAUUUUUAACCGUUUUAUCAAUUUUACAGUUUUUGAAUACCGUUUGAGGUGUUUUAUUGUUUGUAAUUUGUAAUCAUGGCCUGCUGAAAAAUGUCUGGUCUGAAACUGAACGUCUUAUCUCCAUGCGGAGAGGAUUUCUCCUUUAGAGUUUUCGUAGAUGUUAGAGGAUUCAAAUAUGGAAAAGAAACCCGCAAAUCGGGUCACUCAAAACCCAUCUAAGGGUUCUGGGACUGAUAGUAGGAAAACACAAGAUGCUAACAAGCAGCAGUUUCCUAAGUCAUCAAGGCGCAGAGAGCCAUCCAACAGCAAUGGUUCCAGAUCAGAGCAGGGUAGGAAACCUGCUCCUCAAAAAUCCAAGACCCUGGAUAAAAGACCGCGGCCUCGCGGCCAGUAUUAUGGCGGUGGAAAGGAGGGUACCCAGGUAGAAGAGUAUGAAACAGAACUGGGUUCGUUGUACUCAGCUGGAAGCAAGAAGCAGAAUUUAAAUCAUCUGUUGAAUUUCCACUAUGCUCCGAGAGGGGAAAGUGCAAGGCCAGUGCAACGGCCUAGCUAUCAAUACGGUGUUAAGUGGCUCAUGUCCACCCAGAAGCACAAGUACAACAAAGAACACUUCUUACAAGCCAAUUGCCAGUUUGUAGUGAGAGCGGAUACAGAUUACUCCCCAUAUCUGGCUGAUCCUGAUUUAUUGGUGAAUUGGGAAUUCAUCGAGCAAAUUCGUGUUGCCAGUCUUGAGCCAGUGAGCUGCCCCAUCUGUCUCAGCAGUUUAGUAGCUGGCAAGAUGACUCGCUGUGGUCACAUGUACUGCUACCCCUGCAUCCUUCACUAUCUGGCAUUGUCUGACAAGUCCUGGCGCAAGUGUCCCAUCUGCUACGAGUCCAUUCACAAGAACGAUCUCAAGAGUGUCAAGGUUGAGAGUAAAGUGGGACACAGUGUGGGCAAGCAGAUAACGUUUCAACUGAUGACACGCGAAAGAGGUUCUCUUCUUGCAUGUCCUGUGUCACAAUAUGAAGUACGCUCAAAACAUAAACCUGUGCUGAAUGUCUCAGAGAAUCAAUUGGACACCGCUUUUGCCAAACUUCUCACUGCAAAUGAAGCUGAGGUGCUGCAGAUCAUUGACCAGGAGAUGAUGGAGUUGGACAAGGAGCGUGAAGAAAAUCAAGGAUGUCCAGAACUGUGCUUCAUUGAGCAGGCUUUGGAGCUUUGUGCUCAGCGAAAGCAGAACAUUGUUUCACAGGUAAAUAACAACAAGACUGGGGAUAUACCUUUUGAAGAGGAUUCAGCUGGAAAAACGUUGUCUCAAUCACCAACAUUGCCGGUCAAAUCAGCUAACAUUGAACCACCAGAGGACAAAGAAAUGUCGUCAUCUGUUGAAAAUAACGUUGAAUACGAGUCUGCUUUUGAUAACACUCUUAUGGAUAUAAAUAGAAACACAGCCGAAGGAAAAGGGAAUGUUUUACAAGAAGAAAACAGUACCAGGCAACGUUACGAGAGUUUGAGCAGUGAAGGAGAAGACAUGUCCCCAUCCUUCAUUACAGCUGAGGACUUGGAGGCAACACCACAUCCAACAGCUACUCCCAUAAAACAGUUUUACUUCUAUCAAGCUUGUGAUGGACAGCAUAUCUACUUGCAUGCAGUCAACGUGCAGAUGUUGGAGAUGACGUAUGGCACACUGCGCGAGUGUCCGACCACUCUGACAGGGGUCAUUGUAGAGAAGGAGGCUGGGAGCAUGACUACAGAGCUGAGACGUCGUCUGCGCUAUCUGCAACACUUGCCUGUGACUGCACAGUUUGAGGUGGCCGAGAUACAGCUGUUGCCACCAGUGGUGACCCAGGACACAUUUCUCGCUUUCAAAGACCAACUUGAACAACGCAGAAGGCGCCGACAAAAGAGAGACCGGGAGGAACGGAAAAGGGAGAAGAAGAUUGCAGAAGAAGAGCUGCGGCAAAUGGGACGACAUGCCACCCCGCGGCUGCGUUUGGACUCUUUUCACCACUUCCCUCAAUGUGGCAUUCCAGAAGAUGAGAUACCUUCCCCGCCACCUAGAGUGACCUCAGCAGAUUCCAGUAGAACCAGCAGUCCAUUAUCUCGCAGAUCUGUUUCCCCCACUCCCGCUCUUGCUGCACUGACCCUCGACUCUUAUGAUUCUGGCCCCUCUUUUGCUCAGAUGUUGCGCAACAGCAGUGGUAGCAGUGGUCCCCGAGGCUGGGGAAUGGCAGCCGCAGCCAGCAAGCCUCGUGUCCCGCCAUCACCCUCUCCCCCUCGCCACACUAUAGACAGUGAUGGAGAGUCAGCCCCCGCUCCUGGGUACCACCAGAGUUUCAGUGAUGCCAUAGCAAUCGCCCUCCAGCAUGCCAGCGAACAGAAAGAUGAAACCAACAAACAAGAAGGGAAAAAGAAAAGGAAGAAGCAAAAGGUUUUGUUUGCAACUGGUAUGGCCUGCACCAGUAAAUAAGUUAGGUAUUUGUGUAGCAGCAAUGGAAGAAAUCCUACAUCUCCUAAAUUUACUCAUUUCCAAAAAUUAUAAUUAGUUCUGCGUCUUUUACUUUGUGGGUUCUAUUAUUAUGGUAGUUUUAUUUACAAUACGUUCAUUUCUGGUCUUAGUAUUAUAGUUUCUUAAUUUGUUGAACCAAAGUUGUACAUUGGUUAUAUGUUUCUGUUUCUAAAACUAUAAGUUAUAACUUGUUUUAUUGUUAUGUAACCGUUCAAUAUAUCCCUACAUAAUGUUCUUUUUAACUUGAAGAAACCUACCGUUAUUCAAUUUUUACUAUAACUGUGAGACUAAGUUUUUGACUAUUGACUUAAAUGUUUUUUGUUUUUUUUAUUUGCUGUUGGUAAUGCUAUUUUACCUUGGGUUUUUUAAAUUCUUGAGAUAUAUUUGUAGUUAUUUACAGGGGCAUUUAUUAUGAUUCAAAAAUUACAUAAUGAAUUAAAAUGUUUUAACAAAAUUGUGUUCUGAUUGAAAACACAGUUAAAAACAACAUUGGUGUUACCCUUAUUUGUUGGCUGUGACCAAAUACAGUUCAAUUAACAAACUCA